AUGGCCGCUGUCAACGGGAUGUAUGUCCCUAAUAAUGUUGCAGGCGCCGAUCAGAGAAGAUCCACUGGUCAAAUGCAGAUGCCAAAUGUUAUCAUUCGUGAGAUCAACAAUUCACAUGCUGAUUUUAUUCUGGAGAACUGUGAAUUAAGCUUUGCGAAUGCGCUGCGUCGUACGAUCAUUGCAGAUGUUCCUACUGUGGCCAUCGAUAUGGUGGAGAUUACUGUGAAUACCACUGUCUUGGCAGACGAAUUUCUGGCGCAUCGGUUGGGUAUGAUCCCACUUCUCAGUAUGGAUGCAGCCAAGGUGCUUGUGGACCAAAGAGACUGUUCUUGUGAAGAUGGCUGUGAUCGAUGCUCUGUAGAGCUGACCUUGGAUGCCAUGUGUACAUCGGACCGUGGUGCCAUGUUUGUGACAUCAAAAGACCUUGUUCGCAGUAAUACGAUUGCUAAUAUGUACUCUGAUGAAGCGGCAUUUGGUCCUGUUGCACCGAGACAUCCUGAUUUUGGAAAGCCUGUCGGACAUGACGACCCCAAUGCCCCUGGUAUUAUGAUCGUGCAACUACGAAAAGGCCAGCAAAUUAAGGCGCGAUGCAUUGCGCGCAAGGGUUUUGCCAAAGAGCAUGCUAAAUGGUCUCCUGUAUCGGCUGUGGGCUUUGAGUAUGACCCACACAAUGCACUCCGUCACACUACAUAUUGGUACGAACUGGAUGCCAAGAAAGAAUGGCCUGAGAGCAAAAAUGCACGCGAAGAGGAGCCGCCAGCAGAGGGUGCUCCUUUCAAUCCCAAUCUACGGGCUAGCCGGUUCUAUUUCGAUGUCGAGUCCGUGGGCAGUUUGCACCCUGCAGAGAUAGUGGAAACGGGUCUUUCUUUGCUUGAAUACAAAACAGCGCAGAUUGUACAAGAGCUGGGUAUGUUGUUCCAACCUGCCGAUGCUGCAGCGGCUGGUGGAAUGUACGACACGUAUGGCGCGCCAGAGGCCGCGGCUCCCUAUGCGUAG
Messenger RNA from Malassezia pachydermatis, 996 nucleotides. Its product is annotated as insert subdomain of rna polymerase alpha subunit. Gene Ontology annotation, molecular function: DNA-directed RNA polymerase activity; DNA binding; protein dimerization activity. Gene Ontology annotation, cellular component: RNA polymerase II, core complex. Gene Ontology annotation, biological process: DNA-templated transcription. Lineage: Eukaryota; Fungi; Basidiomycota; Malasseziomycetes; Malasseziales; Malasseziaceae. The coding region runs from base 1 to 996 and encodes 331 amino acids. The transcript is spliced from 7 exons. The record is from RefSeq and is a predicted model, not a curated record.